AUGGAUAAAAAUGUGACUAAACAAACAAAAACACAAAUCCACAAUUUAACUGAUAAAUACGGUGAAAAUGCCGCUGAGGCAUUGAAAGACCCCAAUUGGCACUGUCCAGUUUGUAGGGGGAUAUGCAACUGUUCUUUUUGUAGAGCUAAGGAAGGAAAAAGGCCGACCGGUAUUUUGACUCCGAUGGCGCAUCAAAACGGUCAUAAGUCUGUCAAAGAUUUCUUGGAAAGUUUGAACGGCAAAGGUGAUUAUAUUGAAGAAGAAGACGACUCAGAUAAUUUGCUUGGCUUUACGAAGGAUUUGAAAAACGCUCAAAUGGGUGGAGGAGUCCUACACAAUUUGGAAUGCCAAUUAGAUCUCUUGGUAAUCCAAAAAUUGUGUGAGAAACUCGAAAAUCAUGAUAGUUUCAGAUAGAUUUUUUUAAAAUGUGAAUGCUCAAUAAUUAUUUGAAUUCUGCAUUGACACAAAAAAAAAUUGAGACUAGAGGAGAAAUUCCAUGACGAUUAAUCCAAUGUAAGAAUAAAAAUGUUUUUUUUUGUGAAACUAUACAGUAUCGGCUACAAAAAUACUUUA
Messenger RNA from Phaedon cochleariae (mustard beetle), 573 nucleotides. Lineage: Eukaryota; Metazoa; Arthropoda; Insecta; Coleoptera; Chrysomelidae. The record is from the annotation of a GenBank genome assembly.